This is a messenger RNA of Zonotrichia albicollis (white-throated sparrow), 4750 nucleotides long. The record is from RefSeq and is a predicted model, not a curated record. Lineage: Eukaryota; Metazoa; Chordata; Aves; Passeriformes; Passerellidae.
UCAGGAUUUGCAGCUCAGCUAUAUAAACCCAGCAGAAUCUGGCUGCUCUGACCAGUUUGCCUUGCUGUCAAAGCUCGCUGCCUUGCGCUCGCACACGGCACCGGACAACGCAACUUCGCCGAGUUUUGACAGGACGGCAACAAGAGUCAGGAGAGCCCAGCUGGCUUUGAACAGAGUAUUUAUUUCAUGGAGGCUGCUCACAGCGGGAUCUAAGCUCUGGCACAGUCUCUAAGGGAACAAACACACCAGGAAAGAAAAGGAUCUCCAGCUUGGUUUGGCCUGGCUCUCCAAUUUCUGCUGCAGAUUACAAAGGCCAAGCAGAACUAAAACUCUCUCAGCCUCAAAAGGGAACUGGGCACCACAAUGGGACUCCCCAGCCGGGUCUUGGCCUGUGCCAUCCUCGCUUUGCUGUCCCAGCAGGUCACUGGGGGACUCAUCAAGAGAAUUAUCCAGCCGAAGAGGGAGACUGGGCUGAACGUGACCUUGCCAAAGGAUAACCAGCCUGUGGUUUUCAACCAUGUCUACAACAUUAAGCUGCCCGUUGGCUCCCUCUGCUCCGUGGACCUGGACUCAGCGAGCGGCGACGCCGACCUGAAGGCGGAAAUUGAGCCCGUCAAGAACUACGAGGAGCACACGGUGAACGAGGGCAACCAGAUUGUCUUCACACACAGGAUUAACAUUCCCCGGCGGGCCUGUGGCUGUGCAGCUGCCCCAGACAUUAAGGAUCUGCUGAGCAGACUGGAGGAGCUGGAGGGGCUGGUCUCCUCCCUGCGGGAGCAGUGUGCCAGCGGGGCUGGAUGCUGUCCCAAUUCCCAGGCAGCAGAAGGUCGCCUGGACACCACACCCUACUGCAGCGGGCACGGCAACUACAGCAUCGACAUCUGCGGCUGCGUCUGCGAGCCCGGCUGGAAGGGCCCCAACUGCAGCCAGCCCUCGUGUCCCAAGUGGGCGAGGAUUGCCGGGAGCGCUCCUGCCCCAACGACUGCAACAACGCAGGGCGCUGCGUGGACGGGCGCUGUGUCUGCGAGGAUGGGUACAUCGGGGAUGACUGCUCUGAUGUGUCUCCUCCAACUGAGCUGACUGUGACCAACGUGACAGACAAAACUGUCAAUCUGGAGUGGAAGCACGAGAACCUCGUCAACGAGUACCUCGUCACCUACGUCCCCACCAGCAGCGGGGGCUUGGACAUGCAGUUCACCGUGCCAGGAAACCACACAGCUGCCACCAUCCACGAGCUGGAGCCAGGGGUGGAGUACUUCAUCCGUGUCUUUGCAAUCCUGAAAAACAAGAAGAGUAUUCCAGUCAGCGCCAGGGUAGCCACAUAUCUGCCUGCUCCAGAAGGUCUGAGGUUCAAAUCUGUUCGGGAAACGUCUGUCCAGGUGGAGUGGGACCCUCUGAACUUUUCUUUUGAUGGCUGGGAGCUGGUCUUCCAUAAUAUGAAAAAGGAUGAUAAUGGUGACAUAACCAGCAGCUUGAAAAGGCCAGAGACAUCCUACAUGCAGCCAGGUUUGGCCCCUGGGCAGCAGUACAAUGUGUCCAUCCAUAUCGUGAAGAACAACACCAGAGGACCAGGCCUAUCCAAAGUCAUCACCACAAAGCUUGAUGCCCCCAGCCAGGUGGAGGCCAGAGAUGUCACUGACACCACAGCUCUCAUCACAUGGUCCAAACCCUUGGCUGAAGUUGAAGGUGUAGAGCUCACUUAUGGCCCCAAGGACAUUCCAGGGGACAGGACAACCAUUGAUCUCUCUGAAGAUGAGAACCAAUACUCCAUUGGCAACCUGAGGCCGCACACAGAGUACGAGGUGACGCUGGUGUCUCGUCGAGGGGACAUGGAGAGCGACCCUGUGAAGGAAGUCUUUGUCACAGACCUGGAUGCUCCUAGGAACCUGAAGAGGGUGUCCCAGACUGACAGCAGCAUCACCCUGGAGUGGAAGAACAGCCACGCCAACGUCGAUAAUUACCGAAUCAAGUUCGCUCCCAUCUCUGGUGGGGACCACGUGGAGAUCACAGCGCCCAAGGGCAGCCAGGCCACAACCAGAGCUACACUCACAGGUUUGAGGCCUGGAACUGAAUAUGGCAUUGGAGUGACAGCAGUGAGGAAUGACAGGGAAAGUGCUCCUGCUACCAUCAACGCUGGCACUGACCUUGAUAACCCCAAGGACCUGGAAGUCAGUGAGCCCACUGAGACCACCCUGUCCCUGCGCUGGAGAAGGCCCGUGGCCAAGUUUGACCACUACCGCCUGGUUUACACCAGUCCCUCGGGGAAGAAGGGCGAGGUGGAGAUCCCAGUGGACAGCAGCUCCUUCCUGCUGCGGGGGCUGGAGCCAGGCACUGAGUACACCAUCAGCCUGCAGGCAGAGAAGGGACGGCACAAGAGCAAACCCACCACUGUCAAGGGCUCCACGGAGGAGGAGCCCGAGCUGGGGGAGCUGUCAGUGUCACAGCCUGGCUGGGAUGGUUUCCAGCUCACCUGGACAGCAGCAGAUGGGGCCUUUGAGAGCUUUGUGCUGCAGGUGCAGGAGGCUGGCAGCCCCGAGGAGAGCCGCAAUGUCACAGUGCCGGGGACACUGAGCUCUGUCAAUGUCACCGGCCUCAAGGCCAGCACUCCUUACACCAUCACCCUGCAGGGGCUCGCUCGGGGCCACAGGAGCAAGCCCAUUUCUCUUGAGACCACCACAGGAGAGCAGCCCGGCGUUGCUGAGCUCACGGUGUCCGACAUUACCCCUGAAAGCUUCAACCUCUCCUGGACAGCCUCCAACGGCGACUUCGACACCUUUACCAUUGAAAUUAUUGAUUCUAACAGGUUGCUGGAGCCCAUGGAGUUCAACCUGUCAGGCAACUCAAGGACUGCUCAUAUCUCAGGGCUUUCUCCCAGCACUGAUUUCAUUGUCUACCUCUCUGGGAUCUCUCGCGGGUUCCGCACACAGGCAAUCAGUGCUGCAGCUACCACAGAAGCAGAACCCGAGGUCGACAACCUCCUGGUUUCAGACGCAACCCCAGAUGGAUUCCGUCUCUCCUGGACUGCAGAUGAAGGGGUUUUCAACAGCUUUGUUCUAAAAAUCAGGGACACCAAAAGGAAAUCUGACCCCCUGGAGCUGAUAGUGCCAGGCCAUGAGCGCACCCAGGAUAUAACAGGGCUGAAAGAGGGCACUGAAUAUGAGAUUGAGCUCUAUGGAAUUAGCAGUGGACAACGUUCCCAGCCUGUAAACACAGUAGCAUCCACAGUGGUUGGCUCUCCCAAGGGGAUUUCCUUCUCUGACAUCACAGAAAAUGCUGCCACAGUCAGCUGGACCCCCCCUCGCUCCCGCGUGGAAAAUUUCCGGAUCUCCUACGUCCCUGUCACAGGAGGUACUCCAAAUGUUGUCACAGUUGAGGGGAGCAAGACAAGGACCAAGCUGGUGAAGCUGGUCCCAGGUGUGGACUACAACGUCAGCGUCAUCUCUGUGAAGGGCUUUGAAGAAAGCGAGCCCGUCUCUGGCAUCCUGAAAACAGCUCUGGACAGCCCAUCAGGCCUGGUAGUGAUGAACAUCACAGAUUCUGAGGCUCUGGCAACCUGGCAGCCAGCAAUUGCUGCUGUGGAUAACUACGUGGUGUCCUACUCUUCUGAGAAAGAGCCAGAGGUGACCCAGCUGGUGUCAGGGAACACGGUGGAGUACGACCUGCAGGGGCUGCAGCCUGCCACCGAGUACAGGCUGAGCGUCCACGCGCAGAAGGACACGCAGAGGAGCGAGAGCCUCUCCACGCACUUCACCACAGGGCUGGAUGCUCCAAGGGAUUUGAGUGCCACUGAGGUGCAGUCAGAAGCAGCUGUGAUGAGCUGGAGGCCUCCCCGUGCUCCAGUCACUGGAUAUCUCCUGAUCUAUGAAUCCAUCGAUGGCACAGUCAAGGAAGUCAUCCUAAACCCCGAGACAACCUCCUACAGCCUGACAGAGCUGAGCCCCUCCACUCAGUACACGGUGAAACUGCAGGCCCUGAGUGGGGCCCUGAGGAGCAAAACCAUCCAGACCAUACUCACCACCACUGGGCUCCUCUAUCCCUACCCCAAGGACUGCUCCCAGGCCCUGCUGAAUGGAGAAGCCACCUCUGGGCUCUACACAAUUUACCUGAACGGGGACAAGGCUCAGCCUCUGCAGGUGUUCUGUGACAUGGGCGAGGACGGCGGCGGCUGGAUCGUGUUCCUGAGGCGUCAGAAUGGAAAGCAAGAUUUCUACAAGAACUGGAAUACUUAUGUGGCAGGGUUUGGAGAUCCUAAUGAAGAAUUCUGGAUAGGUCUGGAGAACCUGCACAAAAUCACUUCUCAGGGCCAGUACGAGCUGCGGGUGGACCUGAGGGACAAGGGGGACACGGCCUACGCCGUGUACGAGCGCUUCAGCGUGGGCGACGCCAAGAGCCGCUACCGCCUGCGCGUGGAUGGCUACAGCGGCACUGCAGGUGACUCCAUGACCUACCACAAUGGAAGGUCCUUCUCCACCUUUGACAAGGACCACGACUCUGCCAUCACCAACUGUGCUCUGUCAUACAAAGGAGCUUUCUGGUACAAGAACUGCCACCGAGUCAACCUGAUGGGCAGAUAUGGUGACAACAACCACAGUCAGGGCGUCAACUGGUUCCACUGGAAGGGCCACGAGUAUUCCAUCCAGUUUGCAGAGAUGAAGCUGAGACCCUCCAGCUUCAGGAACCUGGAGGGGCGGCGGAAGCGAGCGUAGGGCCCGGGGGGUGCGGGCAGGGGUGGGAGGGGAUGGAGAGGGGG